Molecule: messenger RNA, 2655 nt
Organism: Diaporthe batatas
Lineage: Eukaryota; Fungi; Ascomycota; Sordariomycetes; Diaporthales; Diaporthaceae
Product: glutamyl-tRNA(Gln) amidotransferase subunit PET112
Exons: 2
Coding region: 253-2223 (656 amino acids)
Biological process (GO): glutaminyl-tRNAGln biosynthesis via transamidation; mitochondrial translation
Molecular function (GO): glutaminyl-tRNA synthase (glutamine-hydrolyzing) activity
Source: RefSeq, a predicted model, not a curated record
AUUGCUCUCAGGGUCCAACGAGGGGACGUAUGUACUUUGUACCCCGUACCUUUCCCGCACGGACCAUCACCCGCCUUAUCUUAUCGCAGCUUCAACCAGGCGGAGCUUGAUUGUUGCGCGCAAGCAACAUUGAAGCAAUCUCGAACAUCGUCAACCUCGUCGACGCCGUCGCUCCAUUGUUGCUCUUGCCAGGUGACUCGACGCAGCGUUAGCCCACCCAGCUUGGAUGCCUCUGUCGACCUCAUCCCAGCAAUGGCCCGAAUCCCCGUCCGGGAGCUGAGCAGCUACCUGCUUGCCGGCCAGCUUCACCACCGCGGCUGUCUGCACCUUCGCCUUCGUCCUCUCUCACCACUGCUCCGCUCCGCCCUCCCUGCUGGCAGAGUCGUGCCCGUCUUGCCCAGCCGCUCCUUCUCCUCAUCCGCACCUGCGCCCGCCGCCCUGCAGCCUGCCGACCUCUCCAACGCGCCAGCUCCCCCCGACGCUUCUGUUCCCCUGCGGAAGAAGCUCAAGAGUGCUGCCAAGGCACAGAAGGCCUCUGGGGCAAAGGACUUGUCCAAUGACGACCGGCAGCUUGUCCCUGGCUGGCAGCUCGUCGUCGGCAUCGAGAUCCACGCGCAGCUCAACACCCCACACAAGCUCUUCUCGCCCGCCAGUCAACCUGCGCCGUCCGACGAGCCCAACACACACGCCGCCCUGUUCGAUCUCGCCGUGCCCGGCUCCCAGCCACUGUUUCAGCAGGAAGCCCUCGUCCCCGCCCUGCGCGCCGCACUCGCCCUGAACUGCGGCAUACAGCAGGUCAGCAGGUGGGAUCGCAAGCACUACUUCUGGUGGGACCAGCCCAGUGGCUACCAGAUCACCCAAUACUACGAGCCAUUCGCCAAGAACGGGUACAUCACGCUGUACCAGAGGGAUGGGAUCGCCGAGCAGGACGGGAAGAAGGUGCGCGUGGGCAUCAGGCAGGUCCAGAUGGAGCAGGACACGGCCAAGACAAUCGCCCGCCCCGACGGCGUCCAGUGGGUCGAUUUCAACCGGGUCGGCGUGCCACUGAUCGAGAUCAUCACGGAUCCAGACAUCCACUACCCGAAAACCGCCGCUGCUCUCGUCAGGAAGGUCCAGAUGUACCUUAAUGCCGUCGACUCGUGCGUCAGCGGCAUGGAGGCCGGUGGGUUGAGAGCCGACGUCAACGUCAGCGUCAGGCGAUACCGGCACCCGUCCGAAGACCCCCUGCCGCUCGGCCAGAGGACCGAGAUCAAGAACCUGAGCAGCUUCAAGGCCGUCGAGGACGCCAUCAUCGCCGAGCGCGACCGUCAGAUUGCCCUGCUCGAGGCCGGCGGCGUCGUUGCCGGUGAGACCCGUGGCUGGUCCAUUGGCGGCACCGAGACAAGGCGGCUCCGCGGCAAAGAAGGCGAGGUCGACUAUCGAUAUAUGCCGGACCCAGACCUGCCCCCCGUCACCCUCAGCCCCCAGCUUGUCUCUCACCUGCGAGACAACCUGGGCAUGCUGCCUGAUGCCGAGGUCGACGACCUGGUGUACACAUACGGCCUCAGGACGAAGGAUGCACUGGCCUUGCUGCAGCUGGACGACGGCCGCCGAGUCGAGUACCUCUACAAUGUUGUCCAGCACCUGCAGGACCGGCUGGGCGACAACUGGUCCACGCGGGCCGGCACCUUGGUCGGCAACUGGGUCCUCCACGAACUCGGGCGGCUCACAUCACAGCGCAACGCCUCGGCCGACGGCACGGUCCAGACGCUGGAGAUCUCGGCCGACGGCGAGUGCGCCCGCGUGCCGGCCAGGCACCUCGCAGACAUCGUCUACCACCUCCACGGGACGCGCAUCAGCCCCACCGUCGCCAAGGACCUCCUCUUCGCCGUCUACCGCGGCGAGCUCGGCGGCGCGUCGCCCGGGGGCUACGCGAGCAUCGAUCAGGCGAUCGAGGCGGAGGGCCUCUGGUUCAACUCGCUGUCCCGGGAGCAGUACCGGGAGCUGGCCAUCGAGACGACGCAAAACAACCACAUGAUGGUGCUGCACUUUUCCAAGUAUUACUCCCCAGGCCCAAGGAGGCACAAGGGCCACAGGGGCCACAAGGACGCAGAGUACCCCACGGGCCAGCUCAUGUUCCUCGUCGGCAAGAUGAUGAGGAACGGGCCGGCCGAACGGAUGGACCCCCAGGUUGCCCGGGAGGUGUUGGCAGAGGUUCUUGAGGAGGUAUGUAAACCAGCAUGACCGGGUCACCGCUGGAAUCGGGCUCAUACCCGGGGUAUGUUUGUCCUAUCUGUGGUCCAUGGCGUAUGCCCCACGGGCACAAACAGGCAGACGGGACCCUCAGAUCGCUCCCUGUGCCGCUCUACGUCUUUGGAUUACUCUCGGCUGUCGAAUCGUCGCCAUGUGAUGGAUAGGGCAAUGGGCUACAAACGCCAUCAAAACCCAAGGCAAUCGGGACCGUCCAGGCUUAUGGCCGUCGACGCGCCUCCAUUAAUCCGUGACCUCUGUAUUGUGACGUGCGACUAUUCAUCUACCUGGCCUGGAUACCCGAGAACUAAAUGUGGCCGAGUGCUUCAGUGCCAUAGAUGAGUUGCGCCCUGCGCCUCUUCUCGAAUUUGCGGCCGAAUACAGGAGCGGUACCUAUUGUCCCGAAUGUUCCAAAUGUUCCUGCCU